Molecule: messenger RNA, 1845 nt
Organism: Talaromyces amestolkiae
Lineage: Eukaryota; Fungi; Ascomycota; Eurotiomycetes; Eurotiales; Trichocomaceae
Exons: 5
Coding region: 1-1845 (614 amino acids)
Cellular component (GO): membrane
Source: RefSeq, a predicted model, not a curated record
AUGGAAACGCCAAUUGAGUUUACCAAUCAGCUGCGUUGUGCCUCAGGCAUGACAUGCCUAGGCGGUGGAAGCAAGUUCUGGAAAGACUGGAAAGAAGAGAAGACAUCGCCCCAUAGUGAUCACCAAACUCCUCCUCAGGGUCAAAACGAUGACAUCUUUGUCACAUUGGAACGAUGGACGGGAUCGCAGGGUGCUGAUGCCAUGCCUGCCAUGGAAGUCAAUGUGGUUGAUCUGGAGUUGAUGAUGCACUGGUGUAACUCGGCCCAUAGGGUGCUGGCUCGGAAUGAGGCCACGACGUGGAUCUGGCGACAACUGGUUCCCCAAGAAGCGUUCUCUCAUCGUUUCUUGUUGUGGGGGAUUCUGUCUGUAUCCGCGCUGCAUCUCUCGUGCUUCAAGGCAGAAGGGCAUCAAUCGAUAUAUAUCAAAAAAGCCGCAUUCCAUCAGAGUAGAGCCUUGACCCUGUUUAGAGAAACAUUACAGUCAGUCGGUUCAUGGAACGGUAAGGCUGUAUUCGCUUUCUCUUCCCUGGUUGCGAUCUAUGCGUUUGGGUCCUUAUAUAAUCAGGAAAUGUCCGACCCUAUCCAAGACAUCUACCAGAUACUCGUCCUAAUACGUGGGACUAAUCAAAUUGUCGCCCGUGUUCGCCAAACUCUAGUGGAAAGUGAUUUCGCGCCGCUGUUGCAGGUAGACGAGUAUCACAACGACAUUCCGGCUGAUACGAAAACAGCAAUUGCCAGACUACAUGCGCUGAACGAUUUGCUUCAAGAAGAACCAGAAAGCCACGCAGCAUACCGAGACGCGAUUGAUGACCUCGAAGAAAUGUUUGUCCUUUUCUAUGGCGGUGUGAACUCCAUGACGCCAAGUGGAAAAUGGGCCAUCAAACUAUCGCCGUUUCAUGUCGUUCUUUUUCAGACUGUUCAAGCUACUGGCAACUUUGAGAUCUGCUUGCAUUCAUCUAUCAUGGCUUGGGKACUUUACUACUAUACUCCCUCUACCGCUGCUGCGGGCAUCUUCAUUGCCCUGUUUGGCCUCAGCACUGUUUAUCACUUCUACCAGUUGAUGCGGACUCGGACGUGGUUUAUGAUUCCUUUCUUAAUCGGCGGUAUCCUUGAAACCGUGGGUUAUAUCGGCCGUAUACUCUCCGCAAGCCAAGCGCCCAACUAUUCAACAGGUUCAUAUGCAAUGCAGAGCGCUUUGAUCUUGAUUGCACCCGCCUUCUUCGCGGCGAGUAUCUACAUGGAGCUCGGACGAUUGAUACAAAUGCUCCGCGCGGAGAACAACUCUGUGGUUCCCGUGCGUUGGUUGACCAGGACUUUUGUUGCUGGCGAUGUGCUUUCAUUUUUGAUGCAAGCUGCCGGUGCUGGCCUCAUGGUAACGAGCUCUUCCAACCCCUCGACUGGAGAACACGUCAUCCUCGGCGGUCUAUUCGUGCAAAUCAUCUUCUUCGGCUUCUUCAUGAUCACCACAUUGAUAUUCCAAAUUCGCAUCAACAAGAACCCUACACCCGCUACAACUGGGCUGGAGAGUCUCUGGCGCAAACAUUUGUUCGCCCUGUACGUUACAAGCACACUCAUUAUGAUUCGAUCCGUCAUUCGUGUCGUCGAAUAUAUCCAAGGAUAUGAUGGAUAUCUUUUGUCUCAUGAAAUUUUCCUCUAUGUUCUCGAUGCGCUUCUGAUGUUUGUCGUGAUGGCGUUUUUCCAUUUUAUCCACCCUAGCGAAAUCAAUUGCCAAAUUGGUCGGGGUGAGAGAUUCUUCCAAAAAGGGUUUGAGGUACGCAAGAUUGAGUCUAUCUCCACAUGGGAGUUGGAGAAUCCCACUACAGCCACGAACACCGUAGCUGUUUGA